UGGUGAUUGGGGGGGGGGUGUAGAAACAGCCAGAGUUCCAUUUUGGAACGUUCGCGCAGUGUCUCCGCGUUCCAAACCCGUGUCUCCGCGUUCCAAAGCCCCGGUGCAAGUUUCCCCUUGACUGCUUCUAUCAGAGUGCCUUGGGACCCUGCUCUCUAUGACUCCAAAGUGUCCAGCACUCCGUGCAGUACCCUUCCCUGCCUCUCACUUUUAAGACCUACCAGACCCUGCAUUUCACUGGCUUCACUUUCAAGAACCAAAGUCACUGCACACUUGUCUCUAAAGAAGAGAUGAAAAGCUACCCUCCCUCCCUUCCCUUGCAGAGGAAAAGACUUCACCAAACGCUGUGAGUGAGAGAGGAAAACUCUUCAGAUCUCUGAUGCACUGGUGUCUCCAGAGUCAAAUUGAAGAAGAUUCCCAGGAUGUAAGCAAUACAGCACCAGUCCAGCACUCUGUCCACUGUAGCACUUACCUGCCUCAAGACAACAUACACAUUGCCUCGAUAUACAAAAACCGUCAAAAGCAGGGUGUGUCUGACGUGCUUUUGACAAGUGAUCAUCUUGAAGUGUCUCUAAACACAGCAACCCCAUGUUGGGUGAGAAGUUAAUUGGUGCUUUCCUCAUUGAAGGUCUUCAAACCACACAGAUGUGCCCCUGCUGCUUGUCAGAUAUAAUGUGGUCUGAUGUGUUUAGUGGAUGAAGUUGACAGGAGCCAUUUUCUGAGCUGAAAUCCUUCUGAAAACGUAAACACCAGACUUGAACGUUUGAAGGAAGCCAAAGCCAUUUCAAAAGCAAAGUCCUUCUGGAUCAUUCAUUCCCCACAUUUUACUGUCCCCCCCCAAAAAAAACUAAAUAAAAUAAGACAUUGCACACCAGACAGAUACUAUGGCAAGCAAGAGAAAAUCAACAACUCCGUGUAUGGUGCGGACGUCUCAAGUCGUAGAACAAGAAGUGCCCGAGGAUGUUGACAGAGGCAAAGACAAAGAAGUUGGAGUUCCCCAGCCUGACUCUGGCAAAGAUGCUUGGACCACAGAGCCUGAGAGUUCUUCCAAAGAAAGUGAACUGAUGGAGGUGAAGUCAGCAACAGAGAACCAAUCCAAAAAACUGCAGGGGGGUUACGAAUGUAAAUACUGCCCAUACUCUACACAGAACCUGAACGAGUUCACGGAGCACGUGGACAUGCAGCAUCCCAACGUGAUCCUCAACCCACUCUACGUAUGUGCAGAGUGUAACUUCACCACCAAAAAGUAUGAUUCCUUGUCCGACCACAAUGCCAAGUUCCACCCUGGGGAGACAAACUUCAAGCUCAAGUUGAUUAAACGCAAUAACCAAACGGUUUUAGAACAGUCCAUCGAAGGAUCCAACCAUGGCGUGACCGUCAGUGGUGGCAACCUGGGGAGCGGCGACGGCGACCCCGGGAUCUCUAUGAGUAAGACGCCUAUCAUGAAACUGGGGAAACCCAAAGCUGAUGCCAAGAAGGCACCUAGGAAACCAGAAGAAAGUGGUUCUGAUAACCACGUGGAAGGGAAUGCCACCGCUCGAGUGGUGACGGAGGCUGCCGAGGCUUUUGCGAGGCUUAAUGGCAUUGAACUGCUCCAAGACUCACUAGGGCACGUGAUGCCUUCUGUACAGCUACCACCAAAUAUUAAUCUUGUCCCCAAGGUCCCUGUCCCAUUGAAUAGUACCAAAUAUAACUGUGCCCUGGACACCAAUGCCACCAUGAUUAACUCCUUCAACAAGUUCCCUUACCCAACACAAGCAGAACUGUCAUGGUUGACAGCCGCUUCCAAACAUCCCGAGGAGCACAUCAGAAUCUGGUUUGCCACCCAGCGCUUGAAGCACGGUAUAAGCUGGUCUCCGGAAGAGGUAGAAGAGGCGAGGAAGAAGAUGUUUAAUGGGACGAUCCAGUCAGUCCCCCAGACUAUCACUGUGUUACCAGCUCAGUUGGCAUCCACCAAGAUGUCCCAGCCUAUCAUCCAGACUGCUUUACCUUGCCAGAUCCUUGGCCAGACCAGUCUUGUUUUGACCCAAGUGACUAAUGGAUCGACAGUUUCUUGCUCCCCCAUCACACUUGCUGUCGCGGGGGUGACCAGUCAUGGCCAGAAGAGACCCUUACCAAAUCUCCAAGCAGCUCCAGAGCCCAAACGGGCCCACGUUGCCCAGGUUCCUGAGCCCCCACCAAAGGUAACCCCCACCAUACUGCCCACGACAAAUGAUCGGAAAAAGACAAAAGAACAGAUAGCUGAACUGAAAGCAAGUUUCCUCCAGAGUCAGUUCCCUGAUGACGCGGAAGUCUACCGGCUCAUCGAGGUCACCGGCCUCGCCAGGAGCGACAUCAAGAAAUGGUUCAGCGAUCACAGAUAUAGGAGCCAAAGGGGCAUCGUGCAUAUCACCAGCGAGUCCCUUGCCAAAGACCAGUUGGCCAUCGCGGCUGCCCGGCAUGGACGUUCCUACCAUGCGUACCCAGACUUUGCCCCGCAAAAAUUCAAAGAAAAAACACAGGGUCAGCUCAAAGUUCUGGAAGAUAGUUUCAUGAAAAGUUCUUUCCCCACCCAAGGAGAGCUGGAUCGGCUCAGAUCAGAAACUAAGCUGAGCAGGAGAGAAAUUGAUACCUGGUUUUCAGAGAGGAGAAAGCUUAGGGACAGCAUGGAGCAAGCUGUCUUAGACUCCAUGGGAUCUAGCAAAAAGAGCAAAGAAGCAGUGGUCCCCAAUGGUACUUUAUCUCGGAUAGACCAGCUUUCCAGCGCCCAGCUGGCCAGUUCUCUCUCUAGCCCCUCCCCAGCAAUGAUGAAGAGCCAGGAACAAAUCCACCUCCUGAAGAGUACAUUUGCAAGAACCCAGUGGCCCACCCCACAGGAAUAUGACCAGUUAGCAGCAAAAACUGGUCUGGUCCGAACUGAGAUUGUGCGUUGGUUCAAAGAGAACAGAUGUUCACUAAAGACUGGAACCUUGAAAUGGAUCGACCAGUACCAACAGCAACAUGCUGUGGAUGGCCACGGUAACGAGUCCGUCCUGAGGUGUGGAACGCCACACCUCGCUGAAAGUGCAAAGAAUGGGGGUGAGAUGCUUCAGCAAUAUUUCAAGGACCACAAAAAGCUGAGGGAAGAGGAUUUGGACAAACUGGUGACCAGGGCAAAAGUGGGCUGCGAAAAGACCAAAGACUCCUUGCCGGGCAAGACAACAGAGGCCGCUUCGGACAGAUCUGAAGAGAAACCAGUCAGACCUACUAUCCCGAUCAUUAGUGGGGCUCUGUCUGUGAAGAGAGCAGAGAACUCCACGCCGCCUGCCUUUGGACAAGAUCGCCAAGGACCGUGGACUCCAAGUUGAGCUGCCCUGGGGUCUGCCUUUCCACGGCCUCCACCCCCAAGGAGCACUCAUCGGAUGGAAUUGUUCAUAGUGCCAAAGUCCUACUACUGCAUUUGCAAAGGGUCCUUGUAAAUAGAUUGCUCCUCCCUUCCCUGCCCUCCCCCACUCUCAUGCCCCCAGCCUCUUGUGAUACUGGAAUUGAUUUGUACAACGUGGCCAUUUUGUUACCUUUUUAAAUCGGCUCGAGUUGCUUUUACAGAUCAUACGCUUGCAAGGUUUUUUGGGGGGGAGGCUGGUAAUGUGUGCUUUUUUCUUUUUUUUUCUUUUUUUUCUUGGUUUUUGUUUUUAGAAUUAGCAACCACUAUAUCUGCAUCUGGGUUUUGGAGGGAUUCUCAUGAUUUUGUUUCAUUUUUUAGACCUAGUUUGGAAUGGGGGGAGAUUUUUCCAUGGGGUGUGCAGAGAAAUCUCCUUUUAGUUUACCCCAGAGGAGGCUUAUAAUCAGAGCAGCCUCAAAACCAGUCCUAGCCCCCUUUCUUUCCCAGCUGUUUGCAUGGGAUUCCCUGCUGUAAGCUCUCCAUAAAAGGCUUUCUGCACUGCUGGGAGCGGGGGCUGAUUACCUAACUACUGUAUGUCCCCAGCCACGCUCUUGGCCCAGCAAGCAUCCCAAGAGCUUCAUGGCAUGCACCUGUCCUUUUUAAGCACCUUUUUAUAUAAAAGGAGGAAGGGCUCCAAUGUUUCUUAGGAUUUUUUUUUCCUAAGAUGGAAUUCAUCACACCUGGAUAAUACCAAGAUGAACUGGAGGAAGGGCUCCAGUGUUUCUUAGGAUUUUUUUUUUCUAAGAUGGAAUUCAUCACACCUGGAUGGUACCAGGUUGAACUGGAGGAAGAGCUCCAAUGUUAGGAUUUUUUUUUCACAGAUGGAAUUCAUCAAACCUGGAUGGUACCAAGAUGAACUAGAAGAAGGGCUCCAAUGUUUUUUAGGAAUUUUUUUCUAAGAUGGAAUUUAUACCUGUAUGGUACCAAGAGGAACUGUUUGGGGUCUUGUUUUUUCUUAACUGCCUUUUUGUGGGUGUGAUAAUUGACAAGAUCUCUGCAUAAGGCUUCACCGUUAUUAUUUUUCUUAAGCAAUUUUAGAUCCCUGAGUGCACUUUUUUCAAAUGCCCCUAACAUGGAAAAAUAAAAUGAAAGAUAUCUCAUGUAAAUGUUGCAGUAUGAAUAGUUGUGUUGGCAAACUUCCCCCGGCCCCACCCCCUACUUCAGCACACCGCACAAAUCAGAACGUCUAGGGAGUGUGGAUAAAACCAACUUUUAUAACUUGUUGCUCAUUUGUUGUAACUCAAUAAAACAAAGCCUAAACAUUUUUAUAACC
This is a messenger RNA of Phascolarctos cinereus (koala), 4673 nucleotides long. The record is from RefSeq and is a predicted model, not a curated record. Lineage: Eukaryota; Metazoa; Chordata; Mammalia; Diprotodontia; Phascolarctidae.